CUAGAUUCGCUGUGCAGUCUCCAUGCGAACACGUCUCUGAAAUUCCAACGUGUGUGUUUUUUUUCUGUCCCAAAAUUAUCAAAAAGACGGGUUUGUCUUGCAGCGGCGGCAUUCCAUACCCACUGCCCACUGCUGACAACUCUUCCGUCUAUCAUGACCAUCCCCAUUACCUGAUCCAAACCCUCAUUCAGUUUAGCUCCUUUUUUUCAUUCCAUAUUCCCAAUUUGCCCCUCCACCUCUCUUCAAUUUACUUUUUGCUCCCUUUUCUCCAUUCUCUUCGCUUGUGUCUAUCCAUGGAUGGAUCCUUUUUUCUCUGAUUAUGAAACCGAAACCUAACUCCCCCGUUUGGUUGCCGAGAAAGUGUAUUGGAAAAGUAAAGAAAGGGAAAAAGAAAAUCGUGUUUUUUCUCUUAACCAUCGGAUAAACCCUGUUUUGAGUCUUUGAGUGAGCUUUACUUAAAAUUCAAGUUUAGAAUUUUAGUUUCUUAUAUCUUUCCUUUAUUUUCUCGGCAACCAAACAGGAAGAAAUUAGAAAUGGCCUCUGCAUAUGCAUUGAAUUUCUCGUUUCGUUCGUCGAUUUCGCCUCAUCGGUACCAGUAUUUCGUUCCUCAAUUUCAUCGUGGUUUUUGGGCGAGAAACUGUUGGAAAAUCAUGAACCACCAGCAAAACCCUAGCAGCUACUUCGUUGUCCCCAAAAGAGUAAGCAAGAAUCGAGAACUCAUCAGGUCGUCGAAUUCGGUGGAAUUGGACCACUACGUGACGAGCGACGAGGAGGAGGAGGAGGACAAGAGCGAAGAAGAAGACGAAAUGAGCGAAGGGUUUUUGGAGGCGAUAGAGGAAUUGGAGAGAAUGACUCGAGAGCCGUCCGAUAUUCUCGAGGAAAUGAACGAACGGUUGUCAGCGAAGGAGUUGCAGCUAGUGCUUGUGUAUUUCGCACAGGAAGGAAGGGACUCGUGGUGUGCGCUUGAAGUGUUUGAGUGGUUGAAGAAGGAGAAUAAGGUGGAUAAGGAAACAAUGGAGCUUAUGGUGGCGAUAAUGUGUGGUUGGGUGAAGAAGAUGAUUGAAAAGGAACAUCAUGAAGUUGGGGAUGUGGUGGAUUUGUUAGUCGAUAUGGAUUGUGUCGGCUUUAAACCCGGGUUUAGUAUGGUUGAGAAGGUGAUUUCUUUGUAUUGGGAGAUGGGGAUGAAGGAGAAGGUCGUUUUCUUUGUUAAAGAAGUGUUAAGGCGUGGUUUUGCUGAUGCUGAUGCCCAUGCUCAUGCUCGCGAUGAUGGACAUAAGGGAGGACCAACUGGAUAUCUUGCUUGGAAGAUGAUGGUUGAUGGUAACUACAGGGAUGCAGUCAAGUUGGUGAUUAAUCUUAGAGAAUCUGGGUUGAAGCCAGAGGUCUACAGCUACCUCAUUGCAAUGACAGCAGUGGUUAAAGAGCUGAAUGAAUUAGCAAAAGCUUUACGCAAGUUGAAAAGUUUUGCAAGAGCUGGGUUGGUAGCUGAGCUUGAUGAAGAAAAUGUGAGGCUUAUUGAGAAAUAUCAGUCAGAUCUUCUAGCUGAUGGCGUACGCUUGUCUAAUUGGGUGGUUCAAGAGGGAAGCUCUUCACUUUCUGGGGUGGUUCAUGAGAGGCUUCUAGCUAUGUAUAUUUGUGCUGGUCGUGGGCUGGAAGCUGAAAGGCAGCUGUGGGAAAUGAAGCUUGUAGGUAAAGAGGCUGAUGGAGACCUGUAUGACAUUGUUUUAGCCAUCUGCGCUUCCCAGAAAGAGGUCAGUGCUACAUCGCGGUUGGUAACUAGAAUCGAAGUUGCAAACUCUUUACGCAAGAAGAAAAGCCUAUCAUGGUUGUUGAGAGGUUAUGUUAAAGGAGGACAUUACGAUGAUGCUGCAGAAACACUAAUUAAAAUGCUUGAUCUAGGCUUUCAUCCAGAGUAUUUGGACAGGGCAGCUGUGUUGCAGGGUUUAAGAAAAGGGAUCCACCGAUCUGGAAAUGUAGAAACUUACCUCAAGCUUUGCAAGCACCUCUCUGAUGCAAGUUUGAUUGGACCUGCUCUAAUCUAUCUUUAUAUGAAGAAAUAUAAGCUUUGGAUCGUAAAAAUGCUUUGAGUACUUAAUUCAAACUAAGAUUUGUCCGAAAGAUAUGGUUUAGUUUUGAAGAUUGUAUAGCAGAAGCACUUUUUCACUGCCCUUUGUACAUGUUAAUACAAGCACCAAUAUUAAUUUUAUGUAGUUUUGGCUGGAUUUGAGCUCCACAAAAAUGUUGGAUAGACCAGUUCCUACAGGCUGAUCGAUUGUGAAAUAUAGGAAUAUGCUGUCUGUCUUGUUCUCGGAAAUAAAUAACUGUAUAUAUAUGGUGGCUGAUGCAAACAUAAUAAAUAAAGCUUCAGCACAGUAUAAGUAAGUGGACUGCAUAUAAAUACUAGAGGUACGUUCUUAUUGCA
Molecule: messenger RNA, 2422 nt
Organism: Quercus robur (English oak)
Lineage: Eukaryota; Viridiplantae; Streptophyta; Magnoliopsida; Fagales; Fagaceae
Product: pentatricopeptide repeat-containing protein At2g30100, chloroplastic
Exons: 2
Coding region: 534-2087 (517 amino acids)
Molecular function (GO): protein binding
Source: RefSeq, a predicted model, not a curated record